Messenger RNA from Anoplophora glabripennis (Asian longhorned beetle), 1089 nucleotides. RefSeq names its product testis-specific serine/threonine-protein kinase 1-like. Gene Ontology annotation, biological process: intracellular signal transduction; protein phosphorylation; microtubule cytoskeleton organization. Lineage: Eukaryota; Metazoa; Arthropoda; Insecta; Coleoptera; Cerambycidae. The record is from RefSeq and is a predicted model, not a curated record. The transcript has a single exon. Gene Ontology annotation, cellular component: cytoplasm. Gene Ontology annotation, molecular function: ATP binding; tau-protein kinase activity; protein serine/threonine kinase activity. Bases 1 to 1089 code for a protein of 362 amino acids.
AUGACCACAGCUAAAAAAAAAUCCACCACUAAUGUCUUUCUCAGACCAUCAGAAGAAGGAACCUUAUUGUCAAGAGGAUACAAAUUACUAAAUAAACUGGGCGAGGGCUCAUAUGCCUCUGUAUACUUAGCAGAACUUAUCGGAACCACCGACGAUAAUGAAAAACCUAAGACAUUAGCUUGUAAGAUAUUAGAUGUGAGUAAAGCUCCCAAAGAUUUUGUAAAGAAGUUUUUACCUAGGGAAUUAGACAUACUAGUUAGAAUUAACCAUCCGCACAUAAUUCACAUACACAGUAUCUUUCAAAGAAAAACUAAAUACUUCAUUUUCAUGAGAAAUGCGGAAAAUGGAGAUUUAUUGGAGUAUGUAUUAAAGAAAGGUCCGAUCUCCGAACCACAAGCCAGGGUAUGGUUCCGUCAGCUAGCUUUAGCGGUACAAUACUUACACAAUAUGGAUAUAGCGCACCGCGACUUGAAAUGUGAAAAUGCUUUAAUCACCAGCAACUUCAAUAUUAAAUUAGCAGAUUUUGGAUUUGCUAGGUUUGUAACCGAUGCCCGAGGGAGGAGAGUCACAAGUUCGACUUACUGUGGGUCUUUAUCAUACGCGGCACCAGAGGUGCUUCGUGGCAUGCCGUAUCACCCUAAAAUAGCAGACAUCUGGUCGCUAGGGGUAAUACUCUAUAUAAUGAUUAACAAAGCUAUGCCCUUUGAUGACACCAACGUUCGACAACUACAUGAACAGCAGAUGAAUAGGCGCUGGAAAUUCAGGUCUAAAGUUGUUGAUUAUUUGACUGACCAAGUGAAACUACUAACCGCUUUAUUGCUAGAACCAGAUGUUACUAAAAGAUGGAGAGUAGAACAAAUCGUCAAAUGUGAAUGGCUGGGUAUGGACCCUCGUUUGAAGGAACUGAAUGAAGCUGAAGAAUCCGCUUUAGUUCAAGCGCAGGUAGAAAGAAAGAACUAUUUAGAAAAUUUGACCAAAAAACAAAGUGAAAAGAAAUUGGCACCCGAAGAUGUUAAAGUACUUAAAGCCAAUGCUCCUGAUAUUAAUCUAAAAUUUGCCAGUAUUGCUACAGUUAUAAAUAAUGACUAG